GACAGUGUUUAUAAAAAUUUAACCGGGAAUUUGGGAAAUACAGUAUUAUUUGUUUUUCUAUUAUUUGUUCAAAACAAAAAAAUCAAAAUGAGUGAUUAUCCGGAUCCCGAAGAAGAAUUUGAAUUGAUGUAUGGCGAUGAAUUGGAACUUUUACGAGAAAGAGAAGCUGAAAUUGAUGAACUACCAACAAUUACAUCCAAAUCGCAACACACAAAUACACAACACACUAAUGCAAAUGAUGUCCAAUCGUCACAAUCCACUGUCAAUCCCUCAUUAUCCCUGUUCUCCUCUGAACCCUCAACUAGUCAUGAAAAUGUUGAUUUAUUUCCACCCUUUGAGGAACCGACACAGGAUUUUGUUACUAGAAAAAGAACAGCUGAUGAGAUCUUUGGUGAUAUUGGGGAUUUGGACUUUGAUGAUUUUGAUGCUCAACCAACCAAAAAACCUAAAUCUGAAAAUGAAGAACUCAAGGAAUUAAUGGAACACAUAAUACUGUUACGAAAACUAAAUGCUGAAAAAAGCAAUAUGCUUUCCAAAAACAAAUCGAUUUCUACAAAUACUGCUGAUAGAGACAGAUAUAACAUAAGUCGCAGAGUUCCUCAGUAUCCAUUUGUAGGAAUUAAUUGUCAUGAUGGAGAAAGGAUUUAUGUUAGAUUUCAUUCUGAAGAAUAUGAAAAAGAAGAAAUACACAAAAUUGUUAUGGAAUCUUCAGGAAAAGAUAUUUUAGGUGAAAAGCGUAAAGUUAUUUGGGAAGAAGCCCAAGUAUUGAUAGCUAAACAAAUAAGUAUGGAAGAUGAUGUUAUGGAUAUUGAUAUUGAUAGAAUAGAAUCAUCCAAUCCCACUAGACAGUUAUGGACAGAUUUGUACAGACCCAGAAGGUAUGUCGAACUUUUAAGUGAUGAAAGCACAAACAGAAUUAUGCUUAAAUGGUUGAAGCUUUGGGAUAAAGCUGUUUUUAACAGGAGACCUAAGAUACAUCCUAUCAAGCCAACUACUGAUCCAAAGAGCAGAUUUAAAUUUUCGAAAUUUGAGUUAAACACUGAAUUAGAUGAACAUGGUAGACCUAAAUAUAAAGUCGCUUUGUUAUGUGGACCACCAGGUUUAGGUAAAACCACACUGGCUCACGUUGCUGCUAGGCACGCAGGUUACAAUGUUGUAGAAAUUAACGCUUCUGAUGACCGCAGCACAGAUGCCUUCAAAACGUUACUGGAAAAUGCAACCCAAAUGAAAUCAGUAGUCGAUAGAGAAGGAAGACCUAAUUGUGUUGUUUUUGAUGAGAUUGACGGCGCUCCACAGACUUCUAUAGACUUUUUAAUAAAAUUCAUCAAUGGCGCCGCUGUUACCAAAGCCAAAAAGGGGAAGGCCCAAAAGGAGUUUAUUCUGAAACGGCCUAUAAUUUGUAUAUGUAAUGACGUUUACGUUCCUGCAUUAAGACCUUUGCGACAGGUUGCCUUCGUCGUACAUUUCCCAUCAACUUCGAGUAGUAGAUUAGCCGAGAGAUUGAUGUGGAUAUCAAGGCGAGAGCAAAUAAAAACCGAUUUGGGUGCGAUGAUGGCUUUAGCUGAGAAAAGUAAUAACGAUAUAAGGUCUUGUUUGAAUGUGUUACAUUUUUUCAAAGCUCAAAAGAAGGCUAUUGGACUAUCCGAUAUUUAUAAAGUUAAUAUCGGAGAGAAGGACAUGCAAAAAGGUUUGUUUACCGUUUGGCAGGAAAUUUUCCAUAUAGUUCGUCCGAAAGUAAAUCCUCUAGUUAAUCAGACAAUUUCGUCCCAUAAACAAAUGAUUCAAGCCAGGAUGGCGAAAGUUUUACAAACCAUUUGCUCGUUUGGAGAUUAUGACAGAGUGGCACAAGGUGUUUUUGAGAAUUUUACUCAUUUAAAACUGAAGGAUUCUACGUUACAAGGACUAAGCCAAGCCAUGGACUGGUUCGUUUUUAGUGAUAUUUUAAAUAAGCAGAUUUAUUCUUUGCAAAAUUAUUCGUUAAGUUCCUAUUUACCGUACGCUUUUGUUGUUUGGCAUUUCUUGUUCGCUACUCCUCAAUCGCAGAAGUUAAAUUUUCCCACUAUGGGAUACGAGAUGAAACAAAAAGAGACAAAUCGAAGGGGUAUUGUUUCCGAAGUACUUCGAGGCAUGCCGCCGACAAUAAGAGCUCAUUGCCAUCGAUUGUCGCUACUGCUUGAUAUUCUGCCACUAAUAGUUGCGAUAAUUACUCCUAAUUUCAGACCUGUGAGUCUACAUCUGUACACGAAGGAAGAAAAAGAAAAUAUGCUGAGAGUAGUGAAUAUUAUGAUCGAUUACAAUCUGAAUUAUAUACAGGAGAGACUGCCUGAUGGAAAUUAUGUUUUUAAUUUGGAACCAAACGUAAACGAAGUUGUCUUCUUAGAAAAAAACCUUCCAUCUCAAAGACGAACUGUUUCUUAUUCGAAUAGGCAGCUAAUCGCUAGAGAAGUGGAGUUAGAGAAGAUGCGUCGAUUUGAACAACCCAAAGCCAAAGAAGCCGCGAAGCAAGCUAAACCCGUAGAAAAGCAAACUAGCCUAAGUGAUAACCAGUUGCCUAAUCAUUUGCAAAAGUUGAAAGCCAAAACUGUUAAGACUGCGAAACCGGCUGUCGCAAAAGAUUUCUUUGGAAGAAUUAUAACCAAAACAGCUUCAUCUACUGCCAAGGAAGGAUCUGAAGCCGUAAAGGACAUCUGGUACCAAUACAAAGAGGGCUAUAACAACGCAGUUCGAAAGAAAAUAACAAUUGCAGACAUAUUGUAAUUAAUUAGUUAAGCAUUAUUUUUGUAUUUUUAAUGUUAAUUUUAUGAAAUAAAGUUAUUUAUUAAUAAUA
Diabrotica virgifera virgifera (western corn rootworm) is the source of this 2827-nucleotide messenger RNA. RefSeq names its product chromosome transmission fidelity protein 18 homolog (gene cutlet). The record is from RefSeq and is a predicted model, not a curated record. Bases 88 to 2757 code for a protein of 889 amino acids. Gene Ontology annotation, molecular function: ATP binding; ATP hydrolysis activity. Lineage: Eukaryota; Metazoa; Arthropoda; Insecta; Coleoptera; Chrysomelidae. The transcript has 10 exons.